UUUUUUAAUUACAAUCAUAAGCUCAUAAAUUGUGAUUCAUAUGGAGAUCAUGUUUUUCUGCUAACAUACAGAAUUAUGCUCUUUCUGUCUUCUGAGCAAAGUAAAAUGUCCAAGGACUUAAACAUCAUGUACUGAGAACAAGACAUACGUUUUAUGAUUUCACUAGAUUUGUGUUUAACUGUUUAUGUUCUUAAUCACUGACAAAUUGAAGCUUAUCUUCUAAAUGACGUAGAAACUGAUGACUACACAUGUUUCAGCAUCUUACUAUAAAUGUGUGUUCAACCUUGUAAUCGGGGCUCUUAGGUUUUUAAACUUCUAGCACCAUGGGGGUGAGAGCCUAUUCUGCAGAAUAUAUAAAAUUCAGACAAAGAAAAUUCUGUCGAUAGUGUGUCUGUGAGAUCCUUGACUUUGACUCUUAGUGAGUAUUAUUUGAUGCGGCUAAAAUUCCACGACAAUAAUGGCGACGAGGAUGCGGAUUCCACAGCUGAAGACUUCAGAAGGUUUGGGAGAGACUGACUGAUCACCCCUGAGACGAGAGGUCUCGGGCUCCGUACCCCAGGCCUAAGGGAAGGGAGAGUCUCAACCAUUUCUGAAGUCAAAGCUGACAAAAUCUGGAAAAGAACCGUUGUGGUGGCAUCUGAAUAGAUAAUACGGUAAGCGUUAUUUCGUUCGUGACCAUGGGUCAGGGUAAUUCGAAAGGGAGUACAAAGUCAAUGGAUCUGGAAAAUGGCGUGUAUGCUCGAGUGAUCAAAUCAAAGGGCACGGGGGCUUUGGAAAGCGUAAAAUCUGGGAGAAAAGGUAUGAUUUUCCUCCUAAAGGAACACUGAGUGUAAAAGCACUCAUUUUAUUAAGGGAAAAAUCAUUGCGGAUGGCAGAGAAAUGAGAGCACAGAGUAAGAUAAAGACCAAGGACGAACUGACUCAGACUAAGUCAGAGCUAAACAUUAAGCAAAUGUUUUCCUACAUCAGAUUCAUUACAUGAUGAACCUAACUUUCUGUUUUUUCCUCCUCCCUAUGCACCUGCACGUACCCCACCUGGGGAACAUUUCCAAUACACAAGGGUACCGCUUCUGGACGAUGACCUCCAACCCCCUCCACAACGUCGCCCUCCACCCCCACCUGCUCAACAAAUCGCACAGAUACAACGACCAGCUCAACAAGCCGCACAGAUACAAAAGCCAGCACGACAAGCACUACCUGAUUGCACCCCCGCCACCGCCGAUGCAAGAACUGCCACGUGGACCAGAAUCAGAACAAAGAUGAUGUUCAGAUAAAGAAGGAACGGGAGGCAAGGCCUAAGGAAACAGCAGAGAAGCCGUUCACCAGACAAACAGCUAAAUCCAGCAUUCAAGCACCCAUGAUUCAAGUCGCAGGGCCGGAAGGUCAACCGAUGCUGGUGUACAGGCCCUAUGGAUGGCAGGAAAUACAGGAGAUGGGAGGACACUUUUCCCCUGUUGAGGUAGGAGGAACAGUAAUGGCCGAAGAAUUAAUUCAGUUUUGUCGAACUUAUUCACCCAGAAUCCAGGAAGUGAAAAAGAUCCUGGAAAAGAGACACGGUUUCCGGCUGGGAACGAAAAUGACGGAGAAAUGGCCUGAUGACAGCGCACCCACACACCCUGACUGGAACCACGACCACAACCUGCCUUAUCGAAAUGCUGUGGAACAAAUCGCAAAGGCCCUCAAGGACAUUUACCCGGUAACAGUAAACACUCAGAGACUGACUCAAACUAAGCAAAAGCCUGAUGAACCGGUUGAAGAAUAUCUGAAUCGUUUAACUACCGUAUUUGAACAAUGCUCAGGAAUAUUGAAACCAGAGGGAGUAAACAUCAACACGGGAGACGUAACAUCAUGGGAAUCUUAUCUCAAGCAGAUGUUCCUGGGAGGACUUCAACCUGACAUUUCAGCAAAGGUAAAACAAACCUGCAUUGGGUGGGAGUCGGGAAAACUGGGCGAGGUUGUCACACAUUCUCUGCACGCUGAACGCCUGCUGGAUGAAGACAAACGAAAAAAGCAGAGAAAGGCGGACCAACAGUUAUCUUCAGCUUUUGCCAAGAUAGGAGAAUGGACACAGCCACAACACAACCAGCGCAAUUUCUCUUCGCAAGGACAACGUUUCCGAGACAACGGACAGCAGAAAGAAAGGGAGAAGAGGAGAGGAAAACAGUGGCCGGAAGACCCAAAAGAAAGAGUUUGCUGGUAUUGCGGGAAGAAAGGACAUUUGAAAUCCCAAUGUUUCCAUUUCUUGAAAACUCAAGGGACAGAGGAACUCCAAGCGGGCGCGGGAAACUUGCCGGCGUGUAAAGAAAGGGGCGACUGAAGCCAGGAGGGGGAAGGGGAGCAUCGUACGGAGGCGGGUUAAAGCAGCACUAACACGCCCCGCAGAGGGACCUUUGCACAACAUCAAACCAGGAGAUUUUGUGUUGGUGAAAAACCUGAGGAGGAAAUCCUGGAAGGCGAGACGGUGGGAGGGGCCAUUUCAGGUUCUGCUGACGACUCACACCGCCGUGAAGGUCGCGGAGCGUUCCACCUGGGUGCACGUUGCCCAUUGCCGGAGGGUUGGUCCUGGACUGCAAGGUGUAAACCAAAGGGAGGACGGCUAGUCGACUGCUACGGACCACUUUUUCGUAUUGGUGGGAACCACAGAUACCUGUAUACUGCAAGUUUAUACGAAGAACGACACGAGAGAACUGCAACAGCUCACAAGGUAUUGGAGGACGACUCCAGUAUUCUGGGUUUGGUUUGGACACACGCACACGACAUCUUUAAUGUGGGUAAUCGACACGACGCUUGCAGCUUAAUAACUGUAAUUACAACACCAGCUUUGAGACCCCACAUUAAUUUAGACACUAAGAUAAUUUCAUUCGAACAAGAAAGCAGGAUAGCUUGGCACGACUGCACCGUGUGGUCCUACCAAACCUGAACCUACAAAGAAAAUUAAUCAACAAGGGCUCACAACCCCAACUCUAACUGUGCUCAGGGCUCACGACCCCAACUCUAACUGUGCUCAGGGCUCACGACCCCAACUCUAACUGUGCUCAAUCCGGAAUCAUCAAGGGCUCACGACCCCAACUCUAACUGUGCUCAAUUUCUUCAAGAAAACAAACUAUUUUUCUUCUUUCAAAAAUGAGGUUCAUGAUCAUACUAUGUGUGUGUGCAUUUUUGCUUUUGCAACUGCACAGAACUAUAUGUACACUAUGGUUAAGGGUAAUAACCAGAGCUACGUAACGAUGACAGUAAAUGAAGUUAUGAAUAAAUCAUAAAAAGGGAGGAGUGUAGUGGAGGACUUUUAUUAUGCUUUUAUUUUCAUAUUAUUAUGUUUUAUUUUUCAUUUUUUAAUUACAAUCAUAAGCUCAUAAAUUGUGAUUCAUAUGGAGAUCAUGUUUUUCUGCUAACAUACAGAAUUAUGCUCUUUCUGUCUUCUGAGCAAAGUAAAAUGUCCAAGGACUUAAACAUCAUGUACUGAGAACAAGACAUACGUUUUAUGAUUUCACUAGAUUUGUGUUUAACUGUUUAUGUUCUUAAUCACUGACAAAUUGAAGCUUAUCUUCUAAAUGACGUAGAAACUGAUGACUACACAUGUUUCAGCAUCUUACUAUAAAUGUGUGUUCAACCUUGUAAUCGGGGCUCUUAGGUUUUUAAACUUCUAGCACCAUGGGGGUGAGAGCCUAUUCUGCAGAAUAUAUAAAAUUCAGACAAAGAAAAUUCUGUC
Misgurnus anguillicaudatus (oriental weatherfish) is the source of this 3708-nucleotide messenger RNA. The record is from RefSeq and is a predicted model, not a curated record. NCBI's taxonomy places the organism in Eukaryota, Metazoa, Chordata, Actinopteri, Cypriniformes, Cobitidae.